GCAACGAAGGCAACAUCAACAACAAAUAAAUGCAUCAAAAGAAACACCGCAACUCAAAAACCAAUACCAUACCCAACACUAAAUUUAUGUUUCUGUCUUAAUCUUCCCAUACUUAUUUUCUUCUACUUCUACUUUCUCUUUGUUCCUUUACUCUCUUUGGGGCCCGGGCCCCUCCAGAAGACAAAUAGAGUGCAAAGAGUAUUUGGCAAUGCUUUAUCUGAGAAAGCAAGAGUGUGUAAGAGAAGAAUGAGGGUUUGAUGUGUGAGUGAUGAGAGGGUGAGUUGGGAAGAUGGAGGGUGCACAGGAGGAGCUAGAAAGAAGAAGCAAGUUUCUCAAAAGCUUGAUACAAAAGAAGAAAACCAUAGAGCAACAAGAGCAGCAUGAUCACCUACAACACAAUAACGUUCGUGUCAGAGCUUGUGACAUGCCUCUCCCUCUUCAGAACCGUGCCUUUCGUUGUGCACGUGAUCUCCUGGAUUCUAUGCCAUCAAAGAAGCUUGAUAGUAAACGCCUGGCUCUCACACUUAAGAAGGAAUUUGAUACUUCGUAUGGUCCAGCUUGGCACUGCAUUGUGGGUACUAGUUUUGGUUCCUAUGUUACUCAUUCCUUUGGUGGUUUCGUGUAUUUUUCCAUUGACAAGGUUUAUGUCCUCUUCAAGACAGCUGUUGAACCAUUAGACCAUUCAUAGCUUCCAACUGAGUUAUAUGCACAUCUCCUUGGGAACUAAAAGUAAUUUAAUAUUUUAAACCAAUGGAUGUGUGAAAUUACAAAUUAAAGACAUUUGUACUCUGUGAAGUAUUUGAUUUGAUGCACUUCAGUUUGGAGUGGGAGAGUAUUUGAGUGUGUAAUUUGUUGUGACAAGCAAAAGAUACUCUUUCUUCAGCUCAGAAAUAGAUAAUUUUACAGAGUUUUCAAUCUCAAAUUGACACUUGA
Molecule: messenger RNA, 933 nt
Organism: Glycine soja
Lineage: Eukaryota; Viridiplantae; Streptophyta; Magnoliopsida; Fabales; Fabaceae
Product: dynein light chain LC6, flagellar outer arm-like
Exons: 2
Coding region: 290-688 (132 amino acids)
Biological process (GO): microtubule-based process
Cellular component (GO): dynein complex
Molecular function (GO): dynein light intermediate chain binding; dynein intermediate chain binding
Source: RefSeq, a predicted model, not a curated record